Molecule: messenger RNA, 369 nt
Organism: Rotaria sp. Silwood2
Lineage: Eukaryota; Metazoa; Rotifera; Eurotatoria; Philodinida; Philodinidae
Source: the annotation of a GenBank genome assembly
AUGACUCCUCAAUUGAAACUUAUAUUUCAUGAUAAAGAUGCAAUUGAAAAUCAAAUUUAUUGUCCAUUUUUAAUAGACACAGCUGCGACGAUGUCUUGUAUACCAGAAAAACUGAAACCAUUUCCUGUUGAUGCAACUUAUAUUGAUAUUGAAACAGGUGCUGGUAUGCAACGACAAAAACUUACGAAAAUUCAAGUUAAUAUUGAUGAACAUUGUUACAACGUCAUAGCUUGCAUUAAUCAAGGAAGUUUAUGCAUUCUUGGGUUGGACAUAUUGAAGUACUACACACUUAAUAUUGAUGGGGACAAAGCAGGCGUUCUGAUAAAGAAUAGCCUUAAACCAAAUCUUGAAGAAAUAUUUACCAUUUAA